This is a messenger RNA of Vigna angularis (adzuki bean), 2330 nucleotides long. RefSeq names its product pentatricopeptide repeat-containing protein At4g39952, mitochondrial. Gene Ontology annotation, molecular function: RNA binding; protein binding. NCBI's taxonomy places the organism in Eukaryota, Viridiplantae, Streptophyta, Magnoliopsida, Fabales, Fabaceae. The record is from RefSeq and is a predicted model, not a curated record. The transcript has a single exon. Gene Ontology annotation, biological process: RNA modification. The coding region runs from base 39 to 2306 and encodes 755 amino acids.
AAUGAUUGAGUGCGUGAUGCUUUAAGAGAGAGAGAGGAAUGUUGAUACGCACGUUGAACAUGUAUGAUGCAGGGGAACUCAUCUUGCUCGCCAACCACGUCAAAACCGUAGAAUCCCUCCGCCGCUUCCACGCGCUCACGGUGACGUGCGGCCACUCAACCAACCUCUUCAUUGCUGCAAAGCUCAUCUCUCUCUACGACUCUCUCCAAAACGAACACGUUUCGUGUUCCACUCUCUUCCACACUCUUCCCUCCAAAGACACAUUCGUCUACAACUCCUUCCUCAAAUCCCUCUUCUCCCGUUCCCUCUUCCCCCACGUUCUCACCCUCUUCUCACACAUGACACGCGCCUCCAACCUCUCUCCCAACCACUUCACUCUCCCCAUCGUUGUCUCCGCCGCUGCGCACCUCUCGCUCCGCCCCCACGGCGCCUCGCUCCAUGCCCUCGCCUUCAAAACCGGCCUCUUUCAUUCUUCUUCCGCCUCCUUCGUGUCGUUUUACUCGCGCUGUGGUGAGAUGGACCUUGCAUGCAAGGUGUUUGAUGAAAUUCCUGUUCAGGAUGUGACUGCUUGGACUGCACUUAUCAUCGGCCACGUGGAGAAUGGGGAGCCGGAGAAGGGUUUGAAGUGUCUACGUGACAUGCAUAAGGUUGGUGAGGAUACUCAAAAGCCCAACGUUAGAACGUGGGAGGGCGGGUUUCUUGCGUGUGGAAAUCUGGGAGCUGUGAGAGAAGGCGCUUGCUUGCAUGGGGUGGUUAUCAAACACGGGAUUGCUUCUUUUCUACAAUCUUCCGUUUUGGCUAUGUACUCCAAAUGUGGGGUCCCUCGAGAAGCGUAUCGAGCAUUUUUUGAGGCGACUCACAAAGAUCUUUUGUCUUGGACAUCCAUCAUCGGGGUUUGUGCGAGGAUUGGGAUGAUGGAGGAGUGUGUGAAGUUGUAUAGAGAAAUGCAGGAAAACGAAAUACGUCCGGAUGGGAUUGUUAUUGGUUGCAUGCUUUCGGUGUUUGGUAAUUGCAUGCAUGUGUCUCAAGGGAAAGCGUUUCAUGGAGUGAUCAUAAGGAGACAGUACGUCGAUGCCGAGGAAGUUAAUGAUUUGCUGUUGUUUAUGUACUGUAAGUUUGGAAUGUUGAGUUUGGCAGAGAGGAUUUUCCCAAUGUGUCGCGGGAGCGCAGAGUGCUGGAACUUUAUGGUUUUUGGGUAUGAUAGAACGGGGGAGAGCGUGAAGUGUGUUGAGCUCUUCAGGGAAAUGCAAUGUGUAGGUAUUCGUUCUGAUUCAAUUGGGAUAGUUUCAGCUAUUGCCUCGUGUGCUCAGUUGGGAGCAGUUAAUUUGGGAAGGUCGAUUCAUUGCAACGUGAUAAAGGGUUUUCUGGAUGCUGACAUCGCGGUCACCAACUCGCUCAUAGAGAUGUAUGGAAAAUGUGGUAGGAUGAUCUAUACAUCGAGAAUAUUUAACAGGUCUCAGAGGGAUGUUGUGUCGUGGAACACUUUGAUUUCGUCUCAUGUUCACAUCAAGCAACAUGAAGAGGCUGUAGAUUUAUUUGAUAAAAUGGUUAGAGAAGGACAGCAACCCAAUACAGCCACACUUACGGUAGUACUUUCAGCAUGUUCUCGCCUAGCAUCUCUAGAGAAAGGAGAAAGAGUUCACCGCUACAUACAAGAAAGUAGUUUUAGAGUCAAUUUACCUCUUGGCACAGCGUUGGUUGAUAUGUAUGCUAAAUGUGGUCAGUUGCAAAAGUCAAGAAUGGUAUUUGACUCUAUGAUGGAGAAGGAUGGAAUUUGCUGGAAUGCAAUGAUUUCAGGUUAUGGAAUGAAUGGAUAUGCAGAAUCUGCUUUGGAGAUAUUCCGGCGUAUGGAGGAAUCAAACGUUAUGCCCAACGAAAUUACCUUCCUGUGUCUUCUCUCAGCAUGUGCCCAUGCAGGACUUGCUGAAGAAGGGAAGUACGUGUUCGCGAGAAUGCUGAGUUAUUCUUUGAAUCCCAAUUUAAAGCACUACACUUGUAUGGUGGAUCUUUUGGGAAGGUCAGGUAAUCUGCAAGAAGCAAAAGCUAUGGUCCUAUCUAUGCCUAUGUCUCCAGACAGCGGUGUCUGGGGAGCUUUGUUAGGUCAUUGUAAAACUUACAAUCAAGUAGAAAUGGGAAUAAGUAUUGCAACUUAUGCUAUUAACUCUGAACCAGAAAAUGACGGCUACUAUAUAUUGUUGGCUAAUUUGUAUAGCUCCAUUGGGAGGUGGGAAGAAGCAAAAAAUGUGAGAAGGGCAAUGAAAGAGAGGUGUUCAACGAGAAAGAAAGCUGCUUGGAGUGUGCUCUGAGAUGAAACUUCUCUUCCCUCGAAA